AUGAGGAAUGCAGAAGAAAGGGUGAAUUUCAAGAAUCAUUUCUUUAAAUUAGGACAAGGAAGAAUUAUACCGAAAGAUCAUCCAGAUUUCUGGAUACAAUUAUGGAUUAGACCAACUUGUUCAGAUGAUAUCUAUGAAUUAUUCACAGCUCAGGAUAUUAGAACGGUUAGAGAUCAUAAUAUUGUCAACUUCUUAUUGUUUAUACGAAUAUUGACGGAAAGAAUUAUCCAAUUAUCCCAAUAUGAUUUAUUGACAACUUCUGAUCUUAAACAGUUGUUAAAUUGCAUUCGUUUCUUGACAAAGUUAUUGCCAUUCUUAUUUGAAUUAUCCAAUUAUCUCAAUGACAUUGAGAUUGAUUUAUUCUGGAAUGAUAAGUUUGAUCCCUUAGAAUAUUUAAAUACACUUCUGCAAAAUGAGGAUGAUGAUAUACAACCGAAACGUACUGUAGAUCCAAGUCAAAUAAACAAUUCAUUGGCAGUUAAGCUCAUCCAAAGCUUAGUUGAUCUAUUAUUCAUAAGAGGUUUCACGAUAGAGUCAUCAACAGUAUCAGCCAAUUCAAAUAAAUUAAAGCAUUUGAUAUUAUGGGAACCUGGAAUUGGUCAUACUUCAAAAUACAAUAAACCAAAUUUAAUUAUAGAAUGCAAUAGACUAGAGGUUUUAAAAUUAUUAACAACUUUAUGUACAAAUAGCUUAUAUACAGCAUCAUUACCUCGUUUAAUUGGUACUGGAUCGAAGUUCCUAACUAUAUUAGUUGCGACAACACCAAGAGUUGAAUUAUUGACUUUAGUAUGUUCCUUAACCAAUCUUGUAUGUCGAUCAUCAAGAAUUUCCGCUAGUGAAAAUGCGUUAGUGAACUCAGAUAGUAUAGAAUUUACAGAAGCUAGACAUUUAUACUUAACCUACGCUUUCCAAUUAUUAGUCUUGAUGAUUGUAUAUCCAUUACCAAAGAAAGAAGAAAUUAUAAUGUUGACGGAAGGAAGCUUAAUAUCAAAAAAACCUUACAAUAUGGCACGAUUAUACAUGGGAAAUAUACAUAAAGACAAUGAAUUAUUAUUCUUGAUAAAUUCAUUACUUAAUAUACUCAGGAUGAAUGAUGCUGAAACAUACACAUUUGUUAAGGCUGGCAAUCAACCUUCAAUAUGGGCAACUGAAACAAUUAUGCUUAUUUGGGAAUUACUUCAAUGUAAUAAACACUUCCGAGAAUUAAUUGGGAAAAAAUUCAUAUCCGAAUUAAUGGUUCUCCUUGUUUACUAUAUUUCGAACUUUUAUUCCGUAGCUGAACAUAAGGAUCUAGUAUCUGUUUGCGCAUAUUUGUUACUUUAUCUUUCUUCAGAACUGGAAAUCUUACAAGAUUUAUAUUUCCCAAUAAGUUCAUCCCUUUAUGAUUCAUUUCCACAACAUUUCAAAUUACCAACUCAUCCAUUCACAACAAGAGAUUUCAUAGUCAGUCAAAUAUGCAAUUUAUUAAUCAAUUCAAUUGCAAGAACAUCAUAUCUUGGAACGAAUAAGCAAGUUCCUGAUUUGGUUUUGAAAGCAUUAGUUGAAAUAUUGUACAAUCUCAUCCCACCAGUUUCAGACCAGACAUGCAAAGUACAUAAUGACAUAUCUCAACGGUUAAACAAUCCAAAUGUACGAGGAGGAUUAUCAUACGCAACAAGUAAUUUGAUUAUUAUGUUACUAUCAAGAUUCCUAAGUCGGACAUUUAUAUUAGAUAAACCAUUUAAUUCAAGUUUAGUUGCAUUAUUAAUACGAGCUAUUGCAAUCACAAUAGUAAAACAUCCAAUUCCAUCACGGAUGUUGCUUUAUGCAAUACUCAAAAACGAAACGGUAUUUGAUGAUUUAAGAAUAAGCAUAGGAAGUUUGAAAGGUGUUUGUUUCAAUGGGAACCAUUUAGAAAAGAUAGAUAAUAGACCUCCACCACCACCACAGAUUUUGCAAGAACCGGUAGUUCAACAACUUAGUCCUAGUCCUACCGCCACACCCCCGGUUAAUCCUACUUUAUCCAUUUCACCAGAAGUUGUCCAUCCACAAAUCCAACCAGUACCUGCCCCACUUAUACGCCAACUUAGUCCUCAAAACAAUGAAGAACUCCCCGUUGCACCAAGCUCCGAAUCAGAAUCGAUAGAAUUAUCAUUAAGACCAAAACCACCAAUCGGGAUGUCUGAGUCCGCGAGAGAGAAAAUGAGAAAACUGUCCCCGAUAACUAAAACAUGGGGUGGGAAUGAAGGAUUAAGAAUCAUCAUAUCUAUAAUCAUUCCCUAUGUGAAAUCAACCUUGAAAAGCAUGCCGAUAGAAGAGAAUCUUCUUGUUGUUCAACGAAUUGAAGCCAUUGAUUUUGCGGGGUUGAUUGAUAUACAGAGAGGAAAAGCUAUCAGUAUGGAAUAUUUACCUGAGACUCCAUUUGAACCAUUACGGUUCAGUUGGGGAUAUUUGUCUUUGGGUUGGUAUAUGAGUUUAUUAUAUCAUCGGAUAUAUAAAACAAAUGAAAGAGUUAGAGCACAUGUUAGUAUUCAUAAUAACCGGGUGAUUAAUAAUAUAAGUGCCAGUGUUGGGAAAUUUGCUUCUGGUUGGAUCAGUUUAUUAAAAACAACAAUCAUUGAACCUCUGAGACAAGAAGUGGAAGAAUCGGAAUGGGUAAAGAAUUCGUUAACUAUUGUUAAUCAUUGGGAGAAUACAAAGAUUAAAUUACUAAAAUUUGAUGUCCAAUCUACAGAAAGUUUCUUUACUUCAAGUAUGAAUAGAUUAGGGAGUGCUAUGAUGAGUGGUCAGAGUGCUCCUGGAAGUGUACAUGACAUGACAACUACUUUGAUUAGGAAAUUUAGUGAUUUUAAAGUCAGAAAUAAUUCAAGUCCACAAUUAUCGAUUAACCCUACAUCGCAACCUACCGGGGAUGAUCAGUCAUAUCCUGUGAGGCCAAGGAUAAGAAAUUCAGUUACGAGUUUAUAUUCAUUGAAUAAUCUUAAUCGGACUAGAAGUGGUAGCAUAUCAAGAGAUAUUGGGGUCAAUAGAACCAGAAGUAAUACUUUUCAAUAG
Messenger RNA from Hemisphaericaspora subhashii, 3033 nucleotides. RefSeq lists its product as uncharacterized. The transcript has a single exon. Bases 1 to 3033 code for a protein of 1010 amino acids. The record is from RefSeq and is a predicted model, not a curated record. Gene Ontology annotation, cellular component: membrane; Golgi trans cisterna; Golgi medial cisterna. Lineage: Eukaryota; Fungi; Ascomycota; Pichiomycetes; Serinales; Debaryomycetaceae.